Messenger RNA from Trichoderma harzianum CBS 226.95, 1472 nucleotides. RefSeq lists its product as hypothetical. The transcript is spliced from 2 exons. The annotation marks the transcript as partial. Lineage: Eukaryota; Fungi; Ascomycota; Sordariomycetes; Hypocreales; Hypocreaceae. Gene Ontology annotation, molecular function: catalytic activity. The record is from RefSeq and is a predicted model, not a curated record.
CAAUGCCUCUUCUUUUUUGGUCACUCAUCAGCAUACGUACAGUUUUUGACUCUUUUGCUCCUGUUUCCAUGUGGAACUGAAACAUACCGCGUAUUUGCUUCAGACGCUGUCUUUGCGGGUGUGGCUGUGCUGUCGUGAGCCAUAAGACACCUCGUCAUUUACCUUAAUCCUUGAUACUAAGCUCUCAUCUGUUGCUUCUCACCUCACACGCCCUCAAUUGUUGAGCCUGCGUCGCUAAUUGCUUUCUCUUUUAUUUCUAUUUUGUAUAUUUCUGUUUAUUCUUCUCAUUUCUCAUGUCACAGCCGUUGGAAUUCCCAUCUUCCUUUGUGACACCAUGGAGAGACUUGCUCCUCUCCCACCAACAUGAGAGCUCCAAAGACUCUCCCAACUAUCACGAUCCUGAGGCCAUUGACUCCCUCUUGACGACCGGCACGCCAAAAUUGCUCUACGUUGGCACGGGGCAUUCAAUAUUUACUCGCGCAAUUCUGCCUGCCAUUGCAUCCGCCAAGCAUUCAAUCCAUUUCGUCACCUGUUACUGGGCCGCCUCUCCAUCUCUCGACGGCAUCCGCCAGACUCUCAUUCAGCUAGCUGAGGCGCGCUCAAGGGCUGGAGAGCCACUGCCUACGCUGCAUGUAAGCAUUGGCUUCUCAUCUUGGGGACUGUUCCAGAAACUGUUUCACACGUCUGCACCAGAAGGAUGCCUCUAUCCGCCGUCGAAAUGGGCCAAGCUGGGCUUGCCGGAUGAGGCGACGCUGAGAAAAGGGGGUAUUGAGAUGACGGUCAAGAGCCUCUUCUUUACACCGCUGAGCGUGAUGCAUCCCAAGUAUGUCAUAGUGGAUGAAGCUAAGGCGUGGGUUCCGAGUUGCAACGUGAGCUGGGAGCGAUGGUUUGAGGGAUGCGUCGAGCUGGAGGGCGACGUUGUGGACAAGCUGCUCACAUUCCACUCCCGAGUCUGGGGAGCCAGAAGGAUGGUGACGAACGGAACCCGAGGCGGGGAUAUCGACGACGGCGUUAAUGAAGACGUCGAGACCUCGAGUUCUUCGCCUCUCAAUGAAGAGGAUGAUGAUCGUUCAGCUACGCAAUGCAUUCACUUCACCGCCGUUGCGCCAACGCCGGCCAUCUUUCUCCCAUCACCGCAUCAUCGAAAUCCCCGAUUCAGAUUCUUUCCCUUUCCCUUCUUUUCUCAGUCCAAUCCGCCCAUGACACCUCUCAACGCCGCGCUACUUACUCUGUUUGCAAAUGCUCGCCACGACAUUCAUCUCGUCACGCCGAAUCUCACAUCGUGGCCCGUGAUAGAUGCUCUGCUAGAAGCACUUUCUCGAGGAGUCAAUGUCCAUGUGCGUACGGGCCGCAAUAUGAUGGUCAUUGAGCAGCUUGUUACUGCUGGGACAACAACAUCGUGGUGUAUCCGGCGGUUUGUCAAAAAGUACAAAGCUCUGUGUAAGCGAUCUCAGCGGAAUGACCUAGAAGCC